Octopus sinensis (East Asian common octopus) is the source of this 753-nucleotide messenger RNA. RefSeq names its product protein FAM200B-like. The transcript has a single exon. Lineage: Eukaryota; Metazoa; Mollusca; Cephalopoda; Octopoda; Octopodidae. The record is from RefSeq and is a predicted model, not a curated record. The coding region runs from base 1 to 753 and encodes 250 amino acids.
AUGAAUUCCUCGAAUGUUAUUAAGAUACGCAAAUAUAAUCCUGAUUAUAUAAAAUAUGGGUUUAUUUGUAUUGAUAAAGAUGGAUUUGAAAGCCCAAAAUGUGUUGUGUGCAUGAAAAUUCUGUCACACAAUAGCAUGAAACCAACAACUCUUGUGAGACACUUGCGCACAUGUCAUCCCCAUCUAAUCCACAAAAAUAAGGAUUAUUUUAUUUCUUUGCGUAAAAUGAUGAAAAAUCAAGUAUUGACUCGUUUCAUACAAACUUUGCCUUCUGAUAAUUCCAUGCUAUUAGCAUCUUACAUGAUCUCAUUACGUAUAGCGAAAGAAAAGAAACCUCAUAAUAUUGCCGAAAAACUGAUUCUUCCUUGUUGUAAAGACAUAGUACGUACUCUUAUUGGCACUCAUGCUGAAAAUAUGAUUUCGGAAUACCAUUAUCGAAUGAUACUGUUCAUUGACGAAUUUCUGAAAUGUCAGAAAAUAUUAAGUGUCAGGUUAUUGAUAUUAUAUUAUUUAUUUCAGGUGGUAGAACAAAUAAAAACUUCAUGCCAUCAAAAUUUCGCUAUACAAGUUGAUGAAUCCACCGAUGUAGCGAACUGUGCUCAAUUAAUAAUAUUUGCUCGUUAUGUCUAUGACGGAGAUUUUAAAGAGGAAUUUUUAUUUUCCUAUUCGCUUGAAUCGACCACUAAAGGAGAAGAUAUUUUUCAAACAAUUUCUAUGGUUUUUGACAGUGUUGGGUUAUCUUGGAAAAAAUAA